This is a messenger RNA of Lepidothrix coronata (blue-crowned manakin), 2086 nucleotides long. Its product is annotated as non-receptor tyrosine-protein kinase TYK2-like. Gene Ontology annotation, cellular component: membrane; cytoskeleton; cytosol. The record is from RefSeq and is a predicted model, not a curated record. Lineage: Eukaryota; Metazoa; Chordata; Aves; Passeriformes; Pipridae. Gene Ontology annotation, biological process: cytokine-mediated signaling pathway; intracellular signal transduction; peptidyl-tyrosine phosphorylation. The transcript is spliced from 11 exons. Gene Ontology annotation, molecular function: ATP binding; cytokine receptor binding; non-membrane spanning protein tyrosine kinase activity.
GGAACGGCCCCGUGUCCCUGUCCCGGUCCGUUAUUCCCGGUUUUCCCCUCGGGAAGGCGCCGCCAUGUCCCUGUGCCAGCGGGGGCUGAAGCAGAGCCCGGGCGAGGCCGAGGGCUGUUCCUUCCCGGCCGGGCCCGGGCUCAAGGUGUUCCUGCACUGGAGCGGGGAGGAGGAGCGGGAGCGCUGCCGGGUCUAUUCCCAGGGGUCCCUCAGCGCCGAGGAAAUCUGCAUCGACCUCGCCCGCAGGAUCGGAAUCACCCCGUUGUGUUACAGCCUCUUCGCCCUCUACGACCCCCAGGGCCGGGUCUGGCUCCCCCCAAACCACCAGUUCCAGGUGGGAAAAGACACCAACGUCCACCUGAUCUUCAGGAUGAGGUUCUAUUUCCGGAACUGGCACGGGAUGAACGACAAGGAGCCGGCGGUUUUUCGGAAUGUGCCUCGCCCGGGAGAUUCCCUGGAGGAAAAACCCUCUGGAGGAGCUUUGCUGGACAGAUCCUCCUUCGAGUACCUGUUCGAGCAGGGAAAAUUCGAAUUCAUCCACGACGUCGCCUCCCUGCGGGAUUUGCGGAGCGAGCCCGAGAUCCAGAGGUUCAAGAACGAGAGCCUGGGAAUGGCUGUGCUCCACCUCUCCCACAUCGCCCUAAAAAAGGGCCUUUCCCUGGAGGAGGUGGCCCGGAAAUACAGCUUCAAGGACUGCAUCCCGCGCUCCUUCCAGCGGCAGAUCCAGCAGAACAGCUUCCUCACGCGCUUCCGGAUGCGCAACGUCUUCCGGCGCUUCCUGCGGCGCUUCCAGCGGCACACGGUGGGCGCCGGGCGGCUCUCGGAGCGCGACGUCAUGUCCAAGUACCUGGCCACGCUGGAGCUGCUGGCGCCGCGCUUCGGGAGCGAGCUCUUCCCGGCCCUGUCCCUGGAGACGGCGGCCGAGGGGGACAAGGGGCCGCUCUGCGCCAACGGGGCCCCCCCGGAGCCGGGCCCGGAGCCGGGGCAGCCCCUGAUCCACAUCAUGGUGGAGGAGUUUGUGGAACACGGGCCCCUGGACGUGCUGCUGCGCAAGGAGAAGGGCCGGAUCUCCGUGGGCUGGAAAAUCACCGUGGCCAAACAGCUGGGAAGUGCCCUGAGCUACCUGGAGGAUAAAAACCUGGUGCACGGGAAUGUGUGUGCCAAGAACAUCCUGCUGGCCAGGAAAGGGCUGGAAGACGGAUCUGCUCCCUUUGUGAAGCUCAGCGAUCCCGGGAUCAGCUUCACGGUGCUCUCCCGGGAAGAGCGCGUGGACCGGAUUCCCUGGAUCGCCCCGGAAUGCGUCCGGGAUGUGGGAAACCUCAGCACGGCUGCCGACAAGUGGAGCUUUGGGACAACCCUCCUGGAAAUCUGCUUCGACGCCGACGUCCCGCUGAAGGAACGAACCCCUUCCGAGGUGCCGCUCCCGCCAUUUUAGGCCGUCUCCUGCCAUUUUGGGCCACGUCCCGCCAUUUUAGGCCGGAAAAAAAAGAGGGGGAAAAAGGGAAGAGAAAAGGCAAAGAGAGGGGGAAAAAGAGAAAUUGGUCCUUUCCUGCCAGACCUCGUGGACGUGACGUCGGUGAAUCCCGACUUCCCGGUGUCGGAUCCCACCGUCUUCCAGAAGCGCUACCUGAAGAAAAUCCGGGAGCUGGGGGAGGGGCACUUUGGGAAGGUGGGGCUGUACUGCUACGACCCCACCAACGACGGCACCGGGGAGAUGGUGGCCGUGAAGUCCCUGAAAUCCGGGAGCAGCCCCGAGCUCCUGAGCAGCUGGAAGAGGGAAAUCCAGAUCCUCAAGACCCUCUACCACGAGAACAUCGUCAAGUACAAGGGCUGCUGCAGCGAGCAGGGGGACAAGGUGGUGCAGCUGAUCAUGGAAUACGUCCCCCUCGGGAGCCUCCGGGAAUUCCUUCCCAAGCACCCCCUGAGCCUUUCCCACAUCCUGCUCUUCGCCCGCCAGAUCUGCGAGGUGGGGACCCCAAAAACUGGGGCUGGUUCCCAAAAACCGGGGCUGGGCCAUCCCAAAAACCGGGGCUGGGCCAUCCCAAAAUGGGGGGGAUUCCCAAAGAAAUGGGGGUGGUCAUCCUAA